Messenger RNA from Microsporum canis CBS 113480, 978 nucleotides. RefSeq lists its product as uncharacterized. NCBI's taxonomy places the organism in Eukaryota, Fungi, Ascomycota, Eurotiomycetes, Onygenales, Arthrodermataceae. Bases 1 to 978 code for a protein of 325 amino acids. The transcript has 2 exons. The record is from RefSeq and is a predicted model, not a curated record. Gene Ontology annotation, cellular component: cytoplasm; nucleus. Gene Ontology annotation, molecular function: protein binding.
AUGUCAUCGAGUUCGAGCGAUGCUAUUGUUGAACGGCGGCGCCAGCAAAAUAGGGAUGCGCAAAGAAAGAGGCGGAACGCCUUAAAAGCUCAGAUAGUAGAGCUCCAAGCUAGAAAUCUAGAGCUGCAGGCCUUUAAAGAGUCUACUCUCUCAUCUACCACUAAUCAGCCAACUCUUCGCGGCCCGGGGAACCACCUGACUCCAGAUGUAAGCUGCCUCCUUGGAGGUAGCUUUGAUACCUCAUAUCACGUAUCAUCGGAAGAUCAGGGCCCGGACAUAGCUGCAAUGUCGAUAGCAUUACGUCCUGAUUUCCCAAAGCUAGAUGAUGCAUUCAUCAGGGAGAUAUCCGAAAGUCUACAUCCCAACACACGAAUCGUAUCUAGAAGCCAAAUGGGCAGCAUUCUGCGCCAUUACCAUGAAGCCGAAGAUACUACCAUUCACAAGGCACCGCCAACGCCAACUUCAGACUCCGGCCCUGGAACAUAUGGAACACCACUGCCAACCAUCUAUACGGAUGCCACAAUGAGCCCUUCAUCGGGAAAGCAAGAUUUCGGCUUACAGCUCGGGGAUACACCGCUUAAUGACUCGCUUGAUCUUUCUAUACGUCCUCAAGCCUCAGAGCUCAGCCCGAGAACCGGGACCGUGGAGACUGUAGGUAGGCAAGUUGGAUCUAGCACGCCUCGACCUUGUUUCCGUGACAAGAAGCAAAGUGCCAUGGCUAUGGCUGUGGCUAACCGGCAAGCAGCCGUAGUACGGCUGCUAUUACAGCAUGGAGUUGAUAUGAAUGCGCGGGAUGACCGAGGACGGACCGCUCUGCACGAUACAGCAGAAACUAAUGAUACAGAAAUGAUGCAGCUGCUCUUGGACUAUAAUGCCGACUUAAAUAUUGUUGACGAGUCUGGCAUGGUACCUAUUGAGAUUGCUGCGUCACUGGGGAACAUAGAGGCAGUAGAAGUACUACUGAGGGCCAACCCGUAG